Molecule: messenger RNA, 2319 nt
Organism: Salpingoeca rosetta
Lineage: Eukaryota; Choanoflagellata; Craspedida; Salpingoecidae
Exons: 10
Coding region: 1-2319 (772 amino acids)
Source: RefSeq, a predicted model, not a curated record
AUGUCGUCCAACCAACCCAUUGUCCUCCAGUGUUGCGUGGACAAGAAGAAGAACAAGAAAGGUGGAAAGAAGAGCAAGAAGAAGAAGAAGCGCCAAGUUGACCGCAGAACCCUGAACAUCAACACCGUUCGCGACUCGCUGCUUGAAGCACAACCGAUGGCCCCCGAGCGCAGCAUCAACUUUACACAGUGGUGGGAAAAAGUGAGUCGCAACGCCGACUCUUUUUUCCUGUUGCUUCAUCGCAUCAUGAACGAGCUCAAUGCAAAGAAGGCGGGCCGCCACAAGCACGGUGCCACGCUGUCUGCCAUCACCAAGACCAUGAAAACGUGGCAGGAGCACUACCUCUCCUGGAAAUGCUCCUGGCGCAAAGCUCAGAACGACUGGGCGCGCCUGAUCAAGCCGGCGCUGCUGUAUCUGUCGUGCCACCCGCUCUCCACCAUCGCCGACGCCCCGCUCAAAGGCAUGCGCCCCUUUGUCAUCGCCCCGAAGACCGAGGCCGGUGCGUGGGAGUGGGCAGCGUUUCCUGCCGCGCAAAAGCCAGGGCUGCUCGCAACCCUCACCCAGCACUUCCUUGCCAGCCUCCACCACGCCACCGUGGCGACAGACGGGCUGCCCAUCAGUGGUGAGCCGGUCCGCAACCCGCCAACAGCACGUGCGCUGGCGAAGGUGCCACGCGCCCGCCGCCAACUCGACAAGCACAACCCAAAGCUGCCGUCCAUUGAGACGCGCUGUGAGAAGGAUGCGCCCAAAGCGCGUGGUCCGUUCCUGCUGGCCAAGGCGCGACCGGCGGCAGCAACGCUGCACUGGCUCGUCGUCGAUGCCCUCGCCCGCCUCCCGGCCGCACUCGGCUCCAUCGACGACAUAUGCGACUCGCUGAUGCACUCGCAAUACAUCAAGCCGACAGAGGGCGCAAACUUUGAGACGAAACUUGAGACCUCUGUGCACAAGCUGCUGCUUGAUGAGCAGGACGGCGAUUUCCCCGCAUGUGUGUAUUGGUUUCGCGCGCACCAGUGGCUCUAUCUUCUCCGCGGCGAACACGAGUCAUUCUUCAUGGUCGAUGCGAGCAACUUCAAGAAGAAGGCCCACACCACAGGCGCCAGCAGCACAGCAGCCAUAGCAUCCCAUUCAGCAGCAUCAUCAUCGUCAUCAUUGCUGCUGGCUGGGUCCCCAACCCGAGCAAAAGCUGCGCACACACCACCACGGCAGUCAACCACAGCCACGCUGGCAUCAUCGCCAUCAUCAUCAUCGUCGCCAGCAGCCGCCACAUCCCGCAUGAGCGCGGGUGCGACGAAGCGUGCCAAGAUGAGCAGUGCGGAGAUGGCGAGCUUGGAUGACCAGUAUCGCGCGCUGUGGAAGGCGUUUGGUCUCAACCAGGAACUCACACGCAUGUCCGCAUCUCGAUACAUCAGCCUCGUUGUUGGUGACGUUGAGGAGAUGGGACGACAGGUGCGAUUGGCGGUCCGGUCGUCCACCCUCAAGGACAGCGGCGCGCGGCACAGGAGAAAACAUCCACAUCACCACGCACGCCACGACGGUGGUGGCCGUGAUCACGGCAGCGAAGGAAAGCCGGGGCGAUAUUUGUGGGCGGAUGUGCCGGCCGCAAGCCGACUGGCGGCUCUGCUGGCAUCACCCACGACAACAACGACGACAACGACAACAGCGAAACCAGCAACAGCGGCUUUGGAGGUUGUAGCAUCAAACGAGCGAACGCCAACAGAAACACAAACGCGAACGCGAACACCGGCAACAAUGGGCCUCUCAGCAGCAGCAGCAGCAACAACAGCGACGGCGUCAGCAACAACGGCCGCGGGAUCGUGGACAGCCGUUGUGCCGCUCCUGCUGUCAUCGCUGACAUGUGCGUUGCAUGCAAGCACUGUUGAGAGAGAUGUGGGUGAUGGUGGUCACGGUAAUGGUGAUGGGCACGCCCCAAGGAUGAUGCCAGAUACUGGCCGCAGUGGUGGUAGCGGCGGUGGCGCGAAGGGAGAGGAGAAGGACGAAAACACAGCAUCAAGUGCCGAGCGCAGUGAAAACGCAACGGACACGAACAAGCAGCAGCAGCAGCAGCAAGACACACACAAGACUGAUGACGAGGGUGAUGACGACAGUGGAGAUGAUGAUGAUGAUGAUGAUGAUGAUGAUGACGAGGAGGAUGGAGAUGAUGAUGAUGAUGAUGAUGAUGAUGAUGACGAGGAGGAUGGAGAUGAUGAUGAUGAUGAUGAUGAUGAUGAUGAUGAUGAUGAUGAUGAUGAUGAUGAGCCGGACGUGCAAGUGUACAUGGACACCAACUACGAUGACAGUGAUGGCAGCAUUGACAUAUGA